AUGCGUAGAGAAUCGGAAUCGUUAUCUACUGAAAAAAGUUUAUUAUUAAUCGAUAGCAUAUUGAAACCAGGAUGGUACACUCUUUUGCUAUCUGUUCUGGCAGAAUUGAUGAUCCUUUCACAGUUGAGCAACGUUAAUUUUAUGUCUUAUGCAGGUCUUGUAGCUAAACCAGUUGCUUGUGGAGAAACUAAAAUAGUUCGGUCACUUAGUGCCAAAGAAGCUUGCGAUUUGCUUACAGAUCUACAAGCAAACACUUCCUUGUGUUUCAAGUUUGGUUAUUAUUGCAAUACUUCGCAGUUGGUGAAGAACAGUAUUUCGUACCAAGCAACAGGCAUAGUUUUCGGUUCUGUUGCAGUUGGACAGCUUAGCGACAUUUUUGGUAGAAAACCGUGCCUUAUAGCAUGUUUGAUCGGAACAGCUAUUGCAAAUUUGCUGUCAUCAUUUGCCAACAGCCUCUCUAUUCUUACGAUUCUAAGAGCAAUUGGUCUAUUUUUUACCGGUGGACAAAUCGCAGUGAUGUUGGUUUAUUUGGUUGAAAUGCUACCAAUGAAGGACCGUAUGUGGAUCAAUGCUAUUGUUAGUUGGUCACCAAAUUAUAUCAUCUUUGCUGCGAUUGCAUAUGCAUCUCACAGUUGGCGACUACUUGCUCAAGUAACCAGCGCAUGCAUUAUACCAGCAAUAGGACUUAGUUUGUUCGUAUAUACUCAUAUUCAAGUUAUAAGAGAGUCUCCACGGUGGUUGAUACAAAAGCAGAAUUAUGAAGAGGCCAAAAAAGCACUGAAAGCGUUACUGUGUUUUGAAAAUUCAAAGGUUGACUGCAACAAUAUGGUAAAUUUGAUCAUUUUUAACGAAAAAAAGAGCACUACUGCUCUACUACAGCUGUUCAAGUGCUCAAAUUACAGGUGGAAAAUUAAUGCUAUAUUUGGCUUUAUGGAUUUCAAAUUUAAAUGGCAGAGGCGAAUAAAUAGGAGAUUUCAGGCAAAUUCCUGGGAUGCAGCACCAUAUAUGUUCAUGUUGGUUACUGCAUUUUGUUCUCUGAUGCUGUUUCAACUGUUUAUUCCAGAAACAAAGAAUCGUCCUUUGCAGGAAAAUAUGCCACUGCCAAAGCGUUACAACAAACCUGUUGCAUUAUAA
Enterobius vermicularis (human pinworm) is the source of this 1134-nucleotide messenger RNA. NCBI's taxonomy places the organism in Eukaryota, Metazoa, Nematoda, Chromadorea, Rhabditida, Oxyuridae. The record is from the annotation of a GenBank genome assembly.